Messenger RNA from Vigna angularis (adzuki bean), 2747 nucleotides. RefSeq lists its product as uncharacterized. Gene Ontology annotation, molecular function: acyltransferase activity, transferring groups other than amino-acyl groups. The coding region runs from base 2023 to 2553 and encodes 176 amino acids. The transcript has a single exon. The record is from RefSeq and is a predicted model, not a curated record. NCBI's taxonomy places the organism in Eukaryota, Viridiplantae, Streptophyta, Magnoliopsida, Fabales, Fabaceae.
UCUCCUUAUGGCUCAAUAUAUCUACAGACAUUCUUUUUUAUCCAGUGCAGGUCAAAUUGCUCAAUGCUCUAUACUGCAAGCAUGCUCACACACAGUAAUCAGAUUUUUGGAUGAGAGUUUUUGCUGAACUGAUGCAUGAUUUUGUUUAGCUCUUAAAUUGUUUUUGUUGUCAUAGGUAGAAGAGUAGUUAAUUUGUUUUCUUUCUCUUUCUUCUGCCUAAAUAGGCAAGAAAACAUACUAUUUAAAAAUCCACCAAUCAUACCAAAUACAGAUUGACCUUAAACAUCUAAACUCUUUUAUAUAUAAGGGUUUAAAAACAUGGGAAAACAAAGACAAUAGUUGUUAGACAAUCCUUGCGUAUAUAUACAAAUACAGUAUCACACGGUUAAAUUUUAUUACAGGUGAGGUCAUGAAUUUAGUUUAGUUUCCGCAAGUGUCUCUUGUAUUUCUUUUCCUUUUUUCAAAUUAAAUCCCUUAGAAUGUAGCUAAGUCCUGCUGUUAAUUUUAAAGGGCUAUUUUGUAUUGAAUUGGAAUACCUAUUGCUAUUCAAUAUUGUUUGGUGUCACUUUAUCUCGCUGUGAUUGACAUUCUACACUCAGUAUUGCUACAGCUACAGCUACUUGCAGUUCUAAAUUCAAAGUAGAAGUUUGAUCGAAGUGUGCAUUGUCUUUUGGUUUGAAGUGGUUACAAAUUUGAAUCCCAGAAGAACUCUUUCUUUCAUCAUGUGAUAAGAAUUUUAAGACCAGGAGUAGAGAUGCAAUUAGUAUGUUUGGUUCAGUUUUUCUCAAGCAACAAAUGCUAACAGUUUUCUAAAAAAUAAGAGCCAAAAUGGAACUUCUGGCUUUGUCUGUUCACCAUGUUGAAACAUUGUUUCCCUAAUACUGAAAAGGAUUUCAAAACUAAUGUCUUCCCCAUAUUGUCUUCAGUCGAAAAAUAUUUAUAUAAGAAACAUUAGUUCAAUUAAAAUCUGGUAUUUUCUCUGUGAAUUUAAUGAGUUCAGUAUUUAACAGCAGAAAAUCCUUAAAUGCCAGACAUACUUGGGAGUGAUUGGAAUGCACCUGGAUAGAAUUUCUCUUAGUCCCACAUCACUAAAAGAUAAACAUUCCUUCUGUCUUAUACACUUUAAAUAUAGUGUCUCUAGCAACAUUUGAACAUACUUACCUGGACGGGGUCAAUGGGUGAUCAAGAAGGCCUAUGGCCUAGCCUGGUGACUUCCAUUGCACUUAGGAAGGGUGCCCGACUAAGGUCUCCCCAAGUGGGAGAGCCUACGUCAUAAUUUGUGGCAGUGGGGGCCUGCGUUCGCGCGGCCCCUUCUAGUUAUAGUAUAAGUCUUAAGGUUGUUUGCUUAGCAUAUAGAAGUAUUCUCCUUUUUAGUUAAAAAUCCUAGCUAUACUUAUCAUAUUCUGAUUGCCAGUUUAACAUUUAGUUAGUUGUAGUUAAGUGUUAUGAUUAUUUGUCUGACAUUGUAGUUAAGGUAUUCUGAUUAUUUGGUUAACUUAUAUCUUGAAUGGAGAGUGGUUUGUAAGUUCUUAUUAUGAGUUUAAUUACUUGGUUGUCUAAUUUGAUAAAAUUCCAAGUCAAAGUUAUACAAUUUUUUUUACUGACAUUUUAGUUUAAAUAUUGAUAAUAUUUUGAUUUUCUCAAUUUAAGAUCAAAUGUUGUGUAGGUUUUGUCUGGUAUUAUUCAUCUAUUUAUUGUUCACUGCUGUACUAAAUAUUACUUUUAACACGCUACUUGGUUUUACAAAUUUAUUUGACAUUCAUUUAGCGUAAAUAUUAACAUAAUUUUAUUUUCUUAAUUUAAGAUCAGAUGGCCAAUUCUAUUAUGUUUUUCAAAGUGGUUUUUGCUUAUAUAAAGUCCAGUAUAAUGGUAGUCUUUCAUUCAAUUCUAAUUUAAUCAUGUUUGAUAGACAAAAAUCCUUUCAUAUAGUAUAUAUAUAUAUACUGCCUUGGAAGGUCCUUAUCUUUCACCUAAAUCAAGAUCUGAUGUUUUGAAAUCAAAACAACCCAACAUUUGACCAAGAUGGCACCGGUGGAUCUGUCUACUAUUAGUCUCCGGCCAUUCAAGAUCAGUGAUGUCGAUGAUUUUUUCUUGUGGGCAGGGGAUGAUCAAGUGACUAGAAAUCUCCGAUGGAAAACGUGUGGCUCCAAGGAAGAGGCUUUGGCCUUCAUAAGGGAUGUUUGCAUACCUCAUCCAUGGCGUCGCUCAAUCUGCCUUGACUGUUCCAUCGGCUUUAUUUCAGUAUUUCCUUGGUCAGGUGAAGAAAGGCACAAGGCCGACAUAGGCUAUGCCAUUGGGAGGACCUACUGGGGCCAAGGGAUAGCCACCAAAGCGCUCAAGAUUGCUGUGCCUCAAGUCUUCAAGGACUUUCCCAAUUUGCUGAGGUUGCAGGCUUUUGUUGACGUUGAAAACAAAGCUUCUCAGAGGGUGUUGGAAAAAGUUGGAUUCAUCAGAGAGGGUGUUCUCAGAAAGUAUAUUUGUAUUAAAGGGGUGAUUAAGGAUUCUGUUCUGUAUAGUUUCUUGUCAACGGAAGAAGUUCUUGCCGGUGACUAGAUUACUUCUGGUAAUAUUUGGUCUUGUCUGGUGCAAAUAAUGUUAGAUUCAUUGUAAUAUGUAUUUUGUGUAUAAUGCUUUCCAUGAAUUCCUGAUAAAGCAUUUUCUUUUUAUCUCAAUAUUUUGUCUAUGAGAAAGUUGAAUCCAUUGUAAUAUGUAUUUUAUAUAACUUUCAAGUGUUAGUGGAAAAGUUA